AUGAUGUUAAUGAUAUCUCCCAACAAGUAUGUGUCACCAUUUGAGAAUUUACAAAAGCUACUCCUCAAUUUGAAUUUGAAGGAUAUAAGACAAGCUCCUAUGCUUGGCUUCAUUUUGAGAAUGAAUCGCUAUCUACAAGAACUAAUAAUUGAGAUUGAUGAUGAAUGGUUUAAUACCUCAACACAUGACUGUCUUCCUUAUGACAAAUCUUUGUACUGGAGUAAAUGUGAGAUUUUUGACUGUGUUCUGCAUCACUUGACGAGAGUGAAGUUGAAGGGUUUCAGAGGUGAUGUGCUUGAAAUGGAGUUUGCAAGUUUUCUAAUAACCAAGGCUACAAAGCUUAAGAGCAUUACAUUUCAAUGCCAUGAUUAUCAAUUUUCAAGACAAGAGGCAGCCAUUACAAUGGCUCUAUUAUCUUUGCCAAGGGCAUCUCUUGAUGUCUCUAUAAUCAUAGAUAAAUUGGUGAAAAGGGCAUAGGCAUGAUGUUAAUGGUAGUAUAUAUUAUACAUGGAUCACUUAAUUAUUGUUUAAAGGGCCAUUUAGAUUAUCACUGGCUCUCAAAUAAGAUUGAUCUCAAUGAUAGUGAAUAGUGUGAACCAGUGAGGACA
Macadamia integrifolia is the source of this 608-nucleotide messenger RNA. RefSeq lists its product as uncharacterized. The record is from RefSeq and is a predicted model, not a curated record. NCBI's taxonomy places the organism in Eukaryota, Viridiplantae, Streptophyta, Magnoliopsida, Proteales, Proteaceae. Bases 1 to 477 code for a protein of 158 amino acids. The transcript has 3 exons.